Messenger RNA from Electrophorus electricus (electric eel), 4689 nucleotides. Its product is annotated as plakophilin-4-like. Gene Ontology annotation, cellular component: cytoplasm; adherens junction; nucleus. Gene Ontology annotation, molecular function: protein binding. Lineage: Eukaryota; Metazoa; Chordata; Actinopteri; Gymnotiformes; Gymnotidae. Gene Ontology annotation, biological process: cell-cell adhesion. The record is from RefSeq and is a predicted model, not a curated record.
AACACUCGCUCUGUCUCUCUCUCUCUCACACACACACACACACACACACACACACACACACCAAAACAACGUCGGUCCUGCUUUUUACCACCUGCUCUCCAGUGGGUCAUGGAGGUCAAUGGAGAGCUGGGGGGAGAUUGCAUCUGACCCUGCGGGGAAGUAUGGGUCAUCAGAAGCGUGAGUGGCGAUUUGCAGCUUGACUCUUUAAACCCGUAGCGUUAUUAGGCGAGCCCAGCCGGACAGAUUAGGGUCCUGUUUGCUGGGAAGGAGAAAUGACGAGAGCAGUGAGGAGGGAACUGAGCGGCUCCUCGUGGCACGCAGACAGCCUUCGCCAGCUUGGUUAGCUGAGCAGAUUUUGUUUGGCUGACCUUUUUAAAGGUUAGCUUUCAGGAAGCGCUGAAGCAAGAAAAGCAGGAGGAAUGCCCGCUCCUGAGCAGAGCCCAGUGUCGGAGGAGGGACUACUGCUGCCGGUCAGAGAAGGACUAGCCAGUCACAACAUGGAGUCUGACGGUGCUGCAAAUAAUAUCCUGGCCUCUGUCAAAGAGCAAGAGCUCCAGUUUGAGAGGCUGACCAGGGAGCUGGAGGCGGAGCGACAGAUUGUGGCCAAUCAACUGGAACGAUGCAGGCUGGAGGCGGAGUCACCAGGAGCUGCGAGUGGCAGUUCUUCUGAGAAGUCUCUACCCUGGAGACCUGCAGACGCGUCGACCAAUGCCAGGUCUCGGGUGACAGACAGCUCGCAGUCGGCCGCGUUCCGUACGGGGGCGGAGGCGGAGCAGCCGGCGCUGGGUUCGGCGGGGCGGAGCUCGCUGCUAGAACGGUCGGUCGGGAACUCUCACAGCUCCACCCAGAUGAACUCGUACGCUGAUAGUGGCUACCAGGAUGCCGGCAGUUACUACAGCAGCCAGACCCUGGGCAAGGUGGAGGUGCGGCUGCAGCCCUCGUACCCAGCCACGGGUGUUGCUACCGGUGGUUCGCUCCUGAGGAGCUCGAGGGCAGAGGGCCAGGCUUCAGGCCAGAUGUCUGGUGUUGCGGGUGGGGCGAUCCCGGGCCGGGCCAUGCGGCGGGUCGGCUCCGUGCCGUCCCGGACGCAGUCGCCCGCCUACAGCUGCGGCAUCUCACCGUCCCGUGGCUCGCUCCGGGCGUCGCCGGGCAGCACCUACAGCUCUCCCAUCGUCACGGAGCCAAAGCCCCUGUCCAGCAUAUUCUCCAGCACCACCCUGCCAGGCCCCCAGCGGGCGAGCUCGCCCUACACCGCCCAGAAGGGCUCACCCGCAACCCUGCGCCGGAUGGGCAGUGCUAGCCGUGCCACCUCGCCCUACGCGGGCCGGAUGGGAUCGCCGCUGAGCGCGGCGAGUGGAGAGGCGCAGGCGGGAUCCGGCUCGUCUCUGGGGCGGCCGGGAAUGAUGGCCGUGCCUCAGCACUACGGGGCCACCCUCCCCAGGACGUUGCUGCGCGACGCCCCGGAGCCCUACGGCGCACACUCCUACGAGAUAUACGAAAGAGUGGUGCCGCGGCCCGACAGCCUGACAGAUGCCCUGAUUGAUGCCCUUCCAGGCCUGCGAGCGUCAUUCGCGAGUCAGCACAGCCAUCACGGGACUGACCUCCGCUCGGCUGUGUCCCCUGAGCGCCACAUCGGACCCAUCUACGAGGAUCGCGCACUGCAGGGGCCCCUCUACCACAGCCCCAGUCAUGUCUCACACACUGCCCUCUACAGGUCAUCCUCAGGUCUGCAGCCUCAUUUAUUCAGUCAAGGUGUGGGGAACCUGCAGCGAAGCUCUAGCCAGCGUAGCAACAUGACGUACCAAAGAAGCAGCAGCUACGCGUUGAGCGGAGCAGCUCCGUACACAGAGCCGUAUCGUGCCGGCACCUACCGCCCCCCCGAAGGCGGCUACGCCCGGCAGGUCGUCACCAUGGAUGACGGCGCUGCCCGCUCCCCCUCCAUUGACAGCAUUCAGAAAGACCCCAGAGAGUUUGCAUGGAGGGACCCAGAGCUGCCAGAGGUGAUCCGCAUGCUCCAGCACCAGUUCCCCUCUGUGCAGGCCAACGCUGCAGCCUACCUCCAGCACCUGUGCUUCGGAGAUAACCGCACCAAGGCAGAGGUGUGUCGGCUGAAUGGGAUCAAGCACCUGGUGGAUCUGCUGGACCACAAGGUCCUGGAAGUGCAGCGGAACGCGUGCGGUGCACUGAGGAACCUGGUGUACGGCAAAGCCGAUGACAACAAGAUCGCCGUGAGGAACGCUGGGGGCGUGCCCGCUCUACUCCGCCUACUGAGGAAGACUGUGGACGCUGAAGUGCGAGAGGUCAUCACGGGGGUCCUGUGGAACCUGUCCUCUUGUGAUGCCGUUAAGAUGACAAUCGUCCACGAUGCCUUAACGACUCUGACCAACACUGUGAUCAUUCCCCAUUCCGGCUGGAGCAACUCGUCCUAUGAUGAUGACCACAAGCUCAAAUUCCAUUCUUCACUUGUGCUCCGCAACACUACCGGCUGCCUGAGGAACCUGAGCUCGGCAGGUGAAGAGGCCAGGAAGCAGCUGCGCUGCUGCGACGGGCUGGUGGACUCGCUGCUCUACGUCAUCAAAGCCUGCGUUAGCACAUCAGACUUCGACAGCAAGAUUGUGGAGAACUGUAUUUGCACUCUGCGGAAUCUCUCAUACCGGUUGGAGCUGGAGAUCCCACCCUCACGUCUGAUAACCACUGAGGAGGUAGACGGGUCACUGGGGUCGGAGUCACCCAGUAAAGAGGCAGACUACAGCUGCUGGGGGAGGAAGAGGAAGAAAAAGAGGAAGAGCAUCAAGGAGGAGCAGUGGGAUGGUGUGGGACCCAUCCCUGGCUUUUCCAAGUCUCCUAAAGGCGCUGAGAUGCUGUGGCACCCUGCAGUGGUGAAGCCCUAUCUCACCCUGCUGGCAGAGAGCUCCAACCCUGCAACACUAGAGGGCGCUGCUGGGUCACUACAGAACCUCUCCGCAGGCCACUGGAAGUUCUCGGCAUAUAUCCGUGGGGCCGUGCGGAAGGAGAAAGGUCUGCCAAUCCUGGUAGAGCUCCUGCGGAUGGAUAACGACCGUGUGGUGUGUUCCGUUGCCACGGCGCUCAGGAACAUGGCCUUGGAUGUUAGGAACAAGGAGCUGAUAGGGAAGUAUGCAAUGCGGGACUUGGUGAACCGGCUGCCCGGGGGAAGCACCACUCUGCUGUCUGAUGAAACGGUGGCAGCUAUUUGCUGCACGCUGCACGAGGUGUCCAGCAGGAACAUGGAGAACGCCAAAGCCCUGGCCGACACGGGCGGCAUCGAAAAACUCAUCAACAUCACCAAAGGCCGUGGAGAUAGGUACUCUAUGAAGGUGGUGAAGGCAGCCGCGCAGGUCCUCAAUACACUGUGGCAGUACAGAGACCUGCGCACCAUCUACAAGAAGGAUGGCUGGAAUCAAAACCACUUCUUGACUCCUGUGUCCACUCUGGAGCGAGACCGCUUCAAGUCCCAGCCUACGUUACCCUCCACUUCCAUUCAGAUGUCUCCAGUCCACCAGACAACGGUCAGCGUAACCUCAUCCCCAGCUGUGCUGGGCAUUAAGGAACAAUGCUCAGAUUACCAGAGGACGCAGCCAUCUAUGCAAUUUUAUAACUACCAAGGAGACAGUGUUCACAAAACCCCAUACACAGGGUCUGUGAAAGCAUCUCCCUUUUACAUCAGCUCCUAUUCCUCGCCUAGCAGAGAGGAGUCGAGGAGAGCCCAGCAUAUGUACUACGGCGAUGAGGGUGGUGCGAGGAAUUAUGAGCAGUAUCGGAUGUACCUUCAGUCUCCCCAGGGCUACGAGGAGCCGUACCUGGAGCAGGCUGUGCAGUACUCCACGGCUGACUACACCACACAGCCCCACGCCCUCAAAACCACCACCAACUACGUGGACUUCUACUCCACCACACGGAGAGCCUCGUAUCGGACCGAGCAGUACCCGGGCUCGCCGGACUCCUGGGUGUAGAGAAGGCAGAGACGCUCAGACUGUUCCACAAACAUGAAAAGAGAACUUUAGAACUGCGCUUUUGAUUUUAAGUUGAAUUUCUGAAUGUGGCUGAUGGAAAGACAAAAAUGUUUAGCCAAAGAAGGAAAAGAUGGAAUGUGUGGUUUUAUAUACCGAAGAAGAAAGGUAGAACCAUGGUGCGUGCGUGUGAGUGUGUGGGAACAGUAUGCAAAUGCUGUGAAUCUGUGGACCAGAGUUCUGCUCAGACUGGCUAAUUAGAUUAUUUUCCUGUAUGGAAAUGCUGAUAACGGGUUUGAUGUAGGACUGGGUGAAGUGCAGAAAUGCAGAAAGGUUUUGCGUGAGUAAAUCAGAAAGGUUGUUUGUAUGUGCUUAGGGUGGAAGUGAUCAUGAACCCAUACCUGAAAAGAAAAAAGAUGAUGAUUAUUGAUAUUAACAAUGAUUAAAUAAUGAUCUAAUUACUAGUUUAUACAGAAGGAACAAAAUUGUAUCGUAUUUCUUGUUGAGAUUGUGAAUGCCACAGAGUCUUGUACAUUUCUUUCAGAAUAUUGUAAAUAUAGAAGAGAGAUAAAAUGGCACCUGGUUUAUGCUCUUGUGUGCUGGAGACUUGUGCCAUGUUAAAGAGACAUAGAAUUCCAUAAUCCAGAGCCAAGGGCAGGAUUGGCAUCAUAAUCCUACAGUCAAUCUGAUGUAAUAAAAAUUUCAUCUUUGUUUUUUUUUA